Melanotaenia boesemani (Boeseman's rainbowfish) is the source of this 2393-nucleotide messenger RNA. Its product is annotated as dnaJ homolog subfamily C member 28-like. The record is from RefSeq and is a predicted model, not a curated record. The transcript is spliced from 3 exons. Lineage: Eukaryota; Metazoa; Chordata; Actinopteri; Atheriniformes; Melanotaeniidae. Bases 557 to 1711 code for a protein of 384 amino acids.
CAAACCAACACGGUGACCUGAAUUUCUGCUCAAUGUGAAUUUGUGGAUUACACGACGUGAACAAGUUUGAAGGAAUGUGUUAUAAACAGGUGUCAACAGUACCUCCGUAGAACGGUUCUCCCUGCAGGCCAAUUACAGGCUGUCCAGGCCAGCCAGGAUGGCGUCCUUGAUGUGCUUUAGGAGGAUCCGCUCGAAGCGUUUCAUGAUGAAUGGGGUGAGAGCGACGGGGCGGUAAUCACUGAGGCAGGUAAUGGUUGCUUUUUAGGCACAGACACAAUGAUGGAAGACUUCAGACAGACAGGAACUGUGGAAAGCUGCAGGGACAGGUUGAAGAUUCCCAGAGAAACUUCUGUCAGUUGGUCUGGACAUGAUUUUAGUGUCCGACCUGACAUCUUAUCUGGACCCGCAGCCUUGUUGAUGUUGAUCCUCCUCAGGGUGGAGGUCACUUGGUGCAGCUGCAGGGUAACAGGCUGAUGCUGCACCUCUGGAGGGUGAACAGUACUUCUGCUGCUUGGAGUGUCGAAGCGUGUGAAGAAGCUGUUCAAGGUAGGAAGAGAUGAGCUGCUUCUUCUAUCUCCUGGCCUCCCACAGCGACAUCCACCAUGGCCGAUUUCUGCUCAUCCUGUGUCGUCAGCCACCGAUGGUCCGGUCAUUCGGAUCCCACCGCCGGAUCAGCCGCAGCCUCCAGGAGAGCUACAGGCUCCUGCAGCUUCCUGACGAAGGUCUCAGCAGCCCCGUUCAGGUAAAAGAGGCCUACCUGCACCUCGCCAAGCUCUACCACCCAGACUCCGGGGCAGCAACUGCAGACGCUGCACUGUUUGCUCGUGUUGAAGAGGCGUACCGAGCCGUGCUGGCCCACCAGAGCAAGACCAUGCCGCCUAAUGGAGGUAAAGAGGAGGAGGAGGAGAAGUCCAGAGGAACGGCCCUCCAGCACAGACACUACCUCAGCUACGAGGGCGUGGGCACAGGGACGCCCAGCCAGCGAGAGCGCCAGUACCGGCAGAUCCGUGUAGACCGGGCAGCCGAGCAGGUCCUGGACUACCGACAGAGAGAGCAUGAGCGAGCGGGGGCGGCGGAUGGGGCGCUGGUGGAGCGCGACAUGCGCCAGCGCAGCCAAAAGAUCAAGAUCACCCAGGCGGUGGAGCGGCUGGUAGAGGACCUGAUUCAGGAAUCCAUGGCUCGCGGAGAUUUCCGGAACCUGAGCGGAGCUGGAAAACCUCUCAACAAGUUCCAGCACAAUCCGUACGCCGACCCCAUGACCCACAACCUCAACCGCAUCCUCAUCGACAACGGCUACCAGCCCCCCUGGGUGGUCACGCAGCGAGACAUCAGAGAGGCCGCCGCUCAGAUCCGACACCGGCUGCUGGAGGGGAGGGCCCGGCUCGGAGAGAAGAUGACCCCCGCGGAGCAGAGGCAGUGGGAGCAGCUGUGUGCGUCCGUGCAGGAGGAGCUGCUGAAGCUCAACAAGAAGGUGGAUGACUACAACCUGAUCGUCCCCAUGCUUGGCAUGCAGAUGGUCCACUUCAGCUUGUCCCGAGAGGCGGAGCGAGCUGCGAAAGGAGCCGAGCGGUGCCGGGCGGAGCGGCAGAAAGAGCGAGAGGAGAAGCGAGAGAGGAGGAAGGAGGAGAAGAAGAGAGCCAACGCUGCAACCAAGACUAAACCCAGCAAGCAGGGCCUCGUCUCCUGGAUGCAGAGUUUGUUGAGAUAUUAAACCAGAGGUGGACAGCUCCGGUCCUCAAAGUCCUGCAGGUUUUAGAUGUUUCCUGCUCCAACACACCCAUCAAUCUGAUGCAGGUGUGCAGCAGCAGAAAACCUGCAGGACUGCGACCCUUUGAAGACCAACUUUGCCCAUCCCUGGUUUAUAAUACGAACCAGGUACUGGAUCUUACUGGUUCUGGUCUGUUACUGGCAGUGUUGGGAAAGUUACUUCCCAAGUGUAAUAUAUUUCACAUUACCAGUUACUUUCAAUUUUAAGUAAUACAUUUCUUUACAAUAUUACUCUCUGUAUAAAGUAAUAAGUAACAUAUUACUUUUCAGUUACUUUUCACCAAAAUAAGCAUUUAGGACAAGGCAUUACGCAAUGAAGGUGCGCAAUAUUUUGUCAUGGUGAAUAGUUCUCAUUUAAAUGUAGUUCCUCAUUAUUAUAGUAUGUGUGUGGCAACAAAGUCUAAUGAGGUUGCAUCAGAAAGUAGUUGUUAAUAUGAACUGCUGAAUUACAAUAAUGUAAUGAUAUGGAAGAAUUAAACGACAUGAUGUGAUACAAACUCUUGUUUUUAGCCGUUGACAGUUCUCUUGGCCUUCCACCAGCACAUAAAGUGCAUCUUACUGUAAUGUUCUUUUCGAUUUCUCUGAUGUAUUCAAAAUAGUGAGAGUAAACCCACUUAGAAAAUGUC